Andrographis paniculata is the source of this 1936-nucleotide messenger RNA. RefSeq names its product WEB family protein At1g12150-like. The record is from RefSeq and is a predicted model, not a curated record. Lineage: Eukaryota; Viridiplantae; Streptophyta; Magnoliopsida; Lamiales; Acanthaceae. The transcript has 3 exons. Bases 1 to 1815 code for a protein of 604 amino acids.
AUGUUCGGAUUUAGUGUAAGAACGUUGCAAAAUGCAAUAGGAUCGCCGCGAUCCAUAAGCUCUCCUAGCACCGCAAAGUCGCUAAACUCGCAAACCUCGUUCUCGUCUCAAUCUCCGAGGGUUACGGCCGCUUCUCCAAAAACCGAUGUCGGAGAGAUCGAUACUAGGGCGCCCUUCCAGUCGGUCAAGGCUGCCGUUAGCCUUUUUGGUGAGGUCGGGACGCCUAGAGCCCGGCCCGUCACCAAGAAGACCCGAGCCGAAGAGCAACGGCUACUGGAGAAGGAGACACAGCACCACAUGAUCCUCAAACAGCUCGAAAAUUACAAAAACAACCUUAAAAUCCUCGAAGCCGCCAAAGCGCAAGCCCUCCGCGACAUCCAAAUCGCCAACAAAACCGUCGCCGAGCUCACCAACAAGCUCGAAAACCUAAGCGAAUCCAAGCAGUCCAUCAUCGCCGCCACCGAAGCCGCCAAAGCCCGCGCCAAAUCCCUCCAGGAAACCAAAUCCGGCGACGCCGCCGCCUCCGACACCGCCGCCUCCGCCGCCGCCGUCGACGCCGAGCGCGAGCUCUACAAAGCCUCCUCCGCCGAGCUCAUCGCCUGCAAACAAGAGCUCACCGAACUCCGCCAGGACUUCGACGCCGCCCUCGCCGCCAAAGUGGCGGCGUUCCAAAAAGCCGAAGACGCCCGCCAGUCGGCUCAGAAGAACCGCGACUUGCGGCGGCGCCUCGCCGGAGAAAUCGCCGCCCUCCGCGAAACCCUAGGCCAGGUCAAGCAUGAAGCCGCCAUGGCCGAGGAGGAUCACCUGAAAUUAGUAGCAGAGAAAGAAGUGCACUUUCUUGUCCAUAAAUCCGCCAAAGAAGCCGCCGAGAAGGAAAUCCGCCGCCUCACGGCGGCGCACCGCCCGGAGGAGAAUCUCGAGCGGAAGCUCGAGGAAGUCAGCGAGGCCGUGAAAGUUCUCCGGGAGCAGCUCGACGACGUCCGCACGGCGGACAUGGAUUCUCUCCAAGCCCUAAUUUUCGAGGUCGAGAACGAAAAGAAAGAGCUCCGGGACGCCAUGGCCGGCGAAGCUUCCCACCGGAGCUCCGUCGACAACCUCCGGCGACAACUCGACGAAAUCAGAUCAAAAAUCCAAUCGUCGUCGGAGUCCGCGGCGGAGGCGGAAUCGCGAGUGGAGCAGUUACAGGCGGAGGUGGAAUCGAAAAAAUCCGAUCUUGAAACCGCCGCGGCGGAGGCGGCGGCGAUGCAAUCGGAGAUGGAGAACUUAAUUUCCGGCGCGGAGAAGGACAGGCAGGAAUUGGACACGAUCAUAAAGGAAGCCGAUAAAUUCCGGCGGGAAGCCUCCGCCGCGAGGGCGGCGGCGGCCACCGCCGACGAUAAGCUGGAGGUUGCGGUUAAAGAGGCGGAGGCGGCGAAGGCGGCGGAGAAACGAGCGGACGAUCAAAUUCACGAGUCUCCGAGGGUCCCCGCCGCCGGCGUCGGCGGCGGGCCGGCGGCGGAUUCAGGUCCGGCGAGGAAGAUAAGGCUGUCGGUGGAGGAAUUCAGGUCGAUGACGCAGAAGAUUGAGGAUUGCCGGAAGGAGGCGGAUAAGAGAGUGGUGGCGCUGAGGGCGGAGCAGCAGAGCGUCCGGGCGAGGGAGACGGCGGCGGUGAAGAAGGUGGAGGGGAUGGUGAAGGAGAGGGAGGGGAUAGAGGCGGAUAUGGAGGAGGCUGUGAGGAAGGCGCAGACGGCCACGGCGGCGGUGGCGGUGGUGGAGAGUGAGCUCCGCCAGUUGAGAAGUAGUUUUGACAGUCGGCGGUAUCAGACCAAUGGAUGAGUUUUGUUGGUUUUAAAUUUAGGUGUAAAUAAAUGUAGAAUAUUUUGUAUGUAAGAAAUUUAUCAAUGGUGUGUUUGUUUGAAGAAUUUUGGUGGGUUUCCACUAUUUAUUCAAUUUUUUU